GAAAAGUGACAGUUCUUAGGCAAAAUUCUAUUUUUGUGAAUGCAUGUUAACUUAAUUCCAAUUUAAUGAAGAGCAAUAGAUGAAUUCCCGCACAGUGAGUGACGCAUAACAUUUGUGCGUCGUUAUUAAUGAAACGCACAAAUGUUAUGCGUCUUUACUGAAAGACGCACAAAUAAUAUGCGUCUAUAAAAAACGACGCAUAUAGAUUAUGCGUCGAUAAACGACGCAUAACUGUUAUGCGUCGUUGCUAAAAGACGCACAAUAUAUGUGCGUCUUUCAGUAAAGACGUAUAUUAUUUGUGCGUCGUUAAAUCGGGAUUAAGAGGGCAGAAUGCUCGUAAUUGACAGACGACGCAGCGUGCAGCGAAGGAGGGGCGAUUUCAGCGACGAUUUCCGGCGAUUUGAGGCGUUUUCCGACAGAUUUCAACCAAAUACCAAACAUAUUUCGAUGGCAUCUGCAAGUUCUGAACAACAGUUAUGUUAUGGACCUGAGGAUCCAUCCGUACUGUUUCAUCAAAACGAACAUAUUUCAGCCUCAUUGUUGGCGAAUGGCACAACAAAUGUGUUGAGAGUUCGUAGGACGGAGAGUAAGGUUUGGGCACUGCCAAUACAUGAAGAUGUGAUGCAUUGGCUUGAUGUUUGGGGGUUCAGAGGUGUGAUUGAAUGUGGAAGGCCAAGAAGGAUGGACAAUGACCUAAUAACUGCAUUGAUCGAGCGAUGGAGGCCUGAGACCCACUGUUUCCACCUUCCAGUUGGUGAGGUAACCGUAACCUUACAGGAUGUGCAAAACCUGUGGGGUUUGAGAGCAGCCGGUCGUGUUUUCACUGGCUGUGACUACCCUAUUGGAUAUGAAGAUUGGCCCAGCAAGUGUAGAGAUGUGUUGGGAUGGAUACCUGACGCAGAAACAGAAACGAAGCACGGUGGGUUGUUGAUGACGUCUCUGAUCAACCAAGCGACUAUGCCGUUGGGUGAUGGGCUGCAUGAGUAUGCAUACGUCCAAAGAGCACGUAUACAUGCUCUAAUCUUGUUAGGGGGGCUUAUUUUACCGGACACUACCGGGUGCAAGGUCCCCUUUAUGUGGAUAAAUGCCUUUGACGAUCCGGAAGACGAUUUUGAAGUCGGAUUGUGA
Molecule: messenger RNA, 1128 nt
Organism: Salvia splendens (bonfire salvia)
Lineage: Eukaryota; Viridiplantae; Streptophyta; Magnoliopsida; Lamiales; Lamiaceae
Product: protein MAIN-LIKE 1-like
Exons: 2
Coding region: 331-1128 (265 amino acids)
Biological process (GO): meristem maintenance; meristem development
Source: RefSeq, a predicted model, not a curated record